Cryptomeria japonica (Japanese cedar) is the source of this 956-nucleotide messenger RNA. RefSeq lists its product as uncharacterized. NCBI's taxonomy places the organism in Eukaryota, Viridiplantae, Streptophyta, Pinopsida, Cupressales, Cupressaceae. Bases 195 to 713 code for a protein of 172 amino acids. Gene Ontology annotation, biological process: regulation of systemic acquired resistance. The record is from RefSeq and is a predicted model, not a curated record. The transcript has a single exon.
AUAGAUGCUCCAGACUGUGAGAGCAUGGGAUGAUGUCCAGAAAGACGGUGCCAGAUGCCUUCAUCACCACGGCUAAACUUGGCAACUUCACAUGAAUUCCUCCCCCACUAACUAUUUUUGGAAAGUUGCCCCAAUAACUACUGUACGAUGCCCCACCCUUGCCCUGGCAUACAUUGAAUAGCUAGGGCAGAUAAAUGUACCUUUAUGCAUUGUUUAUCCCUCUCAUGAAGGAACGAACCUGUGGGAGAAUUCAGAGGGUAAAGGAGGUGGUUUUGAUUUUAUUAGGUAUUAUGGAGAAUUCAGGUUGCAGAGCAGAGGUAAAGAAGCGGGCAAUACAAGAAGAAGAAAAAGAAGAGGAGGCCACUAGCGAUGUCGACGAGUUUUUCGCUCUACUCCAGCGAAUCAGGGAAACAGGUAAGCAAUUUCCUGCGCUCCAAAAGCCAAAUCCUACCAAAUCCCUCACUUCUUUACAGGCGGGAAAUUGUAAUUCAGUAUGGCCGCUGUCAUUUGAGUGGGAAGAUUUCGGCAGCGCCGGGAAUAGAACCCGCGACGUCAAACCCUCGCCUCCAGAAAAUGCAGAGGUGCUGAAUCUCAAUUCCAAACGAGGCGUGAAACGGCAGAAUGUGUAUUUGGAUGAGGAAAAUAAUGGCGAUAUAGAGAUGCUGGAUCUCAACUUGCCCUCCACCCCGCCAGUGCUGCAACUCUUUUACUAAACACACGUAUUAUUAGCCUGGACAUUGGCAUUUUCCUGGCUUUUUAACAGUUUUUUUUCCGUUCUUAAGGUGUUUAUUUUGUGCUUAUUUUAGUAAAUGGCGAAGAAACAGGGUUCUUAGUCAGGGUUUCUUUUGUAAUGACUUUAUCUGUUCUUACGAAGUUCUUUCGUUGGAUUUCGUUUUGAUUGGUGCUUGCUGAUAACAAUUUAUUGGUUACAUAAACGUUUGUGUUUUAUUUCUUGA